Molecule: messenger RNA, 1369 nt
Organism: Ipomoea triloba (trilobed morning glory)
Lineage: Eukaryota; Viridiplantae; Streptophyta; Magnoliopsida; Solanales; Convolvulaceae
Product: 3-deoxy-manno-octulosonate cytidylyltransferase, mitochondrial-like
Exons: 9
Coding region: 192-1076 (294 amino acids)
Cellular component (GO): cytosol
Molecular function (GO): 3-deoxy-manno-octulosonate cytidylyltransferase activity
Source: RefSeq, a predicted model, not a curated record
GCCGCUGUCGUGUGAACACGAUCGCCGCCGCGCCUGCCAUCGUUCGAUUAACAGACGCACGGAGCCGCCAGCGUCAUCAUCGCCGAUCGUCUCUAUCGUCUAACGGAGUCGCCUUCGAAUCGCGCCGUCGUCAAAGAGGUGGAGUGCCCUAUAAAUCUUCCCCACGUGUUUCCUGAAGCUGAAAAAGCGCAAUGCCGAUGUGCAACUCGUCGUCGCCGUUGUCGUCGAGCUCGACUAAAUCGUGGCUCGUUCACGCUCUGGUGGCCGGAGCCGCCGUGGCCGUUGCUUUCGGCGCUCACAGAUACUUUCUUAGAUCUGGGAAGUUCCGGAGUCGGGUCAUCGGAAUCAUACCCGCCCGUUUCGCUUCCACUCGGUUCCCCGGUAAACCGCUCGUAGAUAUCCUCGGCAAGCCCAUGAUCCAGAGAACAUGGGAAAGGGCAAAAUUAGCUAGGGCAUUGGAUCAAGUUGUUGUGGCUACGGAUGACGAAAAGAUUGCUGAAUGUUGUAGGGGCUUUGGUGCUGAAGUCAUUAUGACUUCUGAAUCAUGUAGAAAUGGAACUGAGCGAUGUAAUGAGGCUCUUCAAAAGCUCGAGAAGAAGUAUGACAUUGUUGUUAAUAUUCAAGGAGAUGAACCGCUUAUCGAACCCGAAAUAAUAGACGGUAUUGUGGAAGCCCUUCAGGCUGCACCGGAUGCUGUUUUUAGCACUGCAGUCACUUCUUUGAAACCUGAGGAUGCAUUUGAUACAAACCGUGUGAAAUGUGUAGUAGAUAAUCGUGGUUAUGCAAUCUACUUUUCUCGAGGGCUUAUCCCUUAUAACAAGUCUGGCAAGGUUAAUCCUGAUUUUCCUUACUUGCUCCACCUUGGAAUUCAGAGUUAUGAUACGAAGUUCCUCAAAAUAUAUCCAGAACUGCAACCAACCCCACUGCAACUACAAGAAGAUCUUGAACAAUUGAAGGUCCUCGAGAAUGGAUACAGAAUGAAGGUGAUUAAAGUGGAUCAUGAGGCUCAUGGUGUUGAUGCCCCAGAAGACGUAGACAAGAUAGUGGAAUUCAUGCGUGAACGAAACUUGUCCUAGUAAAACUACACAAAACCGGCUAUUUGUGGAGUUACACCAUUACAUACAGGUUAAGAGCAUGUGUUUCACUGUAUAUCAGUAUAUCUUCUCAAGCAAAGAGUGAACUUCCCUUGUAUAAUCAGUACAUCAAUGUUUUUGAGUUCUUGUGGUGAAGUGAUGUCUGUCUCUUACUUUUUAUUUAUUAUUAUUUAUUUAUUUAUUUUUUUUUGAGAUUGCCCAUUUGGGUAAUCCUAGAAUUGGACCAAAAUAAGGUUUCUGUUUGUAAAAUUAAAGAUAAAUUUUAUUUUGUUUUC